Molecule: messenger RNA, 1887 nt
Organism: Trichoplax adhaerens
Lineage: Eukaryota; Metazoa; Placozoa; Uniplacotomia; Trichoplacea; Trichoplacidae
Exons: 18
Coding region: 1-1887 (628 amino acids)
Biological process (GO): retrograde transport, endosome to Golgi; Golgi to vacuole transport; endocytic recycling
Cellular component (GO): GARP complex
Molecular function (GO): syntaxin binding
Source: RefSeq, a predicted model, not a curated record
AUGGCUGAUGUAGAAGGAGCUGUGGAAAAAGAAGAUACACCAAGGCAGACACUUGAAAAUGGAGAGGAAGAGCCUCAGAUCAAUUUAGAACUUGGCCAGUUGGAUUUAACCUCGCAAGACGAUUACUUUUUAGAUGAAGUGGAUGUGCAUAUUCAAGAAAAUCUAGAAGAUGAAUUAGUCCAAGAAGCACUUAAAACGCGAAUGGAACAGAUGCUAAGUAGCUUUCAGACUGACUUGCGUAGCAUUAGUACAGAAAUUCAGACCUUACAAGAGCAAUCUAUGUCUAUGAAUAUUAAAUUAAAGAAUCGACAGUCGGUUAGGAGUGAACUUAGCCAGUUCGUUGAUGAAAUGGUUGUUAGCGAUUAUCUUAUAAAACAUAUUUGUGAGACUUCUGUAGUCGAACGUGCUUUUAUCGAAAGUUUACACGAACUAGCACAUAAAAUUAAUUUCUUAAAGGAGCAAAUGUUUCGUGAUACAUUGGCUUGCGAAGAUGUUAAGGAUGUCAUCGAAAAACUGAGAGUGAAGGCCGUAAGUAAAUGUCGUGAUUAUUUGCUCGGCAAAAUUUAUCAGUUCCGUAAGCCUAUGGCAAACUAUCAAGUUCCACAGGAUACGCUAUUACGUUAUAGAUAUUUUAAUGAAUUUCUUAUGUCGAAUCAUCGUCAAGUUGCCACAGAAGUGCGGGAUGUUUACCUGGAAACUAUGAGCAAAAUCUAUUAUUGCUAUUUCCGUGGAUAUAUUACAAAAUUGUUAAAAUUGCCGAUAGUCCUUGACAAUGAAGUAACCCUGUUUUCAGUUAAAACGGUCGUAAAAAAUCGAUCAGCUAUAUUUUGUUUAGGACACCGAAUAUGCGUCUUGACAACUGAACUGAAUGAUCCAAUCAUUGUACCUCAUACUGCUGGUAAAGGAGAUAAAAAGCAUUCCUUAGAAAAUAUAUUUAGAAGUGUUCAAUUCGCUUUGGCGGAUAACUGUUGCCGUGAAUACCAAUUUGUAGUUGAUUUCUUUAAUGCAAGUGGCUCACGCGCACAAGAUUUAUUUACCAGCAUAUUAGGAAAAACACUUCACUUAUAUUUGAAAUAUACUGAUAUGUACUUAGAAGGAUGUUAUGAUGGAAUUGGUGUAUUAUUGUGCUUGCAUCUUGCAUAUCGCUACCAAGAAAUGAUGGAGAAGAAGAAUAUUCCAUGCCUUGAAAAGUACUGGAACUCUUUGCUUGCCAAUAUUUGGCCUAAAUUUGCACAUAUUAUGGAGCUUAAUAUACAAAGUAUUAGGGAUAUUGACCCACAGAAAGUCAACAAUAUCGAUAUUAGGCCUCAUUACGCUAUGAAAUUGAUGGGGCAAUUGCAAAUGGAAGUAGAAAACUUCAUUUUGAGAAUGGCUGCAGAAUUUCAGCAUCGAAAGGAACAGUUAAUAUUUUUAAUAAACAACUACGAUCAUAUGAUGACAGUAAAUCUAGAUCGGGUAAAUGACGAUGGAUCACAUCAUGAAAGUUUCCAACAAACUCUAAAUGCACGUAUUCAAGAAUUUGUUGAGGAGAUUCUACAACCUAACUUUGGAGGUAUGAUUAAUUUUGUUAAGGAAACUGAAAAUGCUAUUGAACAUGGUAAUAAAGUCCAUGUUGAUGAACGUCGUAUAAAAACUUUAAUCCAAUCAUUCAAUGCCGAAUGGAAGAAAGCCAUAGAUAAUAUAGAUCACGAUGUUAUGCAAUCAUUUACUAACUUUAAGAAUGGAACAUCAAUCUUACAGGCCGUUUUAACACAAUUAAUUCAAUAUUACCAUCGUUUUCAAAAGAUCCUUAAUCAGUCUCCGUUUAAAAAUUUAACCUGUCGCAAUGAAAUUAUUAAUAUACAUAAUGUAAUGGUUGAAAUUAAGAAACAUAAGACAUCUCUCUAA